AUGCCGGAUCCUUUUGUGAAAUGUGAAAUCCAUGAGAAGAAGGUCAUGCUGAGCGUCUGGUCUACUACGCUCAAGUGCAAAGACUGGCCAACAAGAUUCGCGAUUCGCAAAGAGCACCCGAAGCUCGACAACCCCUCAUAUCGUGAAGAAGACUUCCCAGAAAAUUCUGGAGCUCGGACGGGAAGUUCUACCGCAUCCACCGUACAGCCCGGUCCUGGCUUCGAGCGACCACCUCCUCUUCUGAUCGCUUCAGCAUCACCUAAAGAGAAGCGCUACGAUGAUCGUGACCACCUCGAAAAUGACCUUCGGGCUUUCUUCACCUCCAUGUCUACGGAAUUCUACGCCAAAGGAAUCCGUGAUCUUAUGAGACGUUGGCAGAAGGUUGCCGAUGUUGAUGGAGAUUAUUUCGUUGUUGUUGUGAAAUUGUGA
Molecule: messenger RNA, 429 nt
Organism: Necator americanus (New World hookworm)
Lineage: Eukaryota; Metazoa; Nematoda; Chromadorea; Rhabditida; Ancylostomatidae
Exons: 2
Coding region: 1-429 (142 amino acids)
Molecular function (GO): nucleic acid binding
Source: RefSeq, a predicted model, not a curated record